GAGAAUGCGGCAGAAAGAGGGAGCAGACUGUCAGUGCCCAACUCUGGAAGACAGGAAUACAGACGGAUUCUCUUUCCUUUGUUCUGGCUUUUGUCUGCUUCGUAUUUUUGGCUUUAUUUCUUUCAUCAGUGCACUCCGCUUUACUCUCAGUCUUUCUAUCUCUCUUUCGUUCCAGCUGAAUAUUCUUUCUCUCCCUGCAUUUUUGUUAUUCCUCUGUCCGACAUCCAGACUUCCCACUAUCUAUUUCACUACCACUACCUGAGGGUGACUCUUUCUACUCUGGACUUCUUGUCCCACCGUUCCUAUUUUUCCUCCUCUUUCUCACUUUCUCCGCUCUCUUGGCUUUAAUCUUGCAUCCAUUCGCCUUUUGUAUGGUGUGAGGAUGCCAGUGUUAGAAGGUCUCUGGGGCCCAGAUGUUAGAAUGCGGGAUUCAGGUCUUGGUGUCGGGGUUGAUGUCGGGGUCUGUCCAGAUGAAGCUGCCCACUCACCAGUGUGGGGUCCACUCAGGACUCCUCCUGUCACCUGCGGGGGCCUGUCACUGGCCCUGGAACUCCCUGCUCUCAUACGGCAGCUGCGGGCAGCCUGGAGGGCGCGCAGGGGAGGCCCUCGAGGGUCAGAGAGAAGUGAAGCGAGCACAUGGGUGAAAGCAGAGGAGGAGGGGGAGGAGGUAGAGGAGUUGAAGCAGGACACGGAGAACAGAAGCCCCCACCUGGAAGCUGAUGAUGGCAGACUGAGCACUGGUCAUGCUGGUGUGUUGCUGGCUGAGAGACGAGGUUCAUACCCGCUGAUUGACCUCCGCGUCUUGAAAACCAGUGCCCAGCAGGGGGAGGUCGAGUCCAGCACCAGGAAAAAGCUGAAGCGCCUGCUGAGCUUUCAGCGAUACUGCCACGCCUCCAGACUGCUGAGAGGCCUGAUGCCUCACACCCCCGGGACCCUGCACCUGCUGGACGACGACUACCUAGGACAAGCUGCGCACAUGUUGUCAAAAGUAGGGACUUGGAACUUUGACAUUUUCCUCUUCGAUCGUCUUACAAAUGGAAACAGCCUGGUUACUCUGAUGUGCCAUCUCUUAAAUGUCUACGGGCUCAUUCAUCACUUCCAGCUGGAUAUGGUCAAGCUGCACAGGUUUCUGGGUAUGGUGCAGGAGGACUACCACUCUCAGAAUCCCUAUCACAAUGCUCUUCAUGCAGCAGAUGUCACUCAAGCCAUGUACUGCUACCUGAAGGAGCCCAGGUUGGCAGAGCAGCUGAGCCCUCUGGACGUGUUCCUGGGUCUGAUGGCGGCGGCGGCUCACGAUGUGGACCAUCCUGGAGUCAACCAGCCAUUCCUCAUCAAGACCAGACACCACCUGGCUUCACUCUACCAGAACACAUCUGUGCUGGAGAGUCACCACUGGAGGUCAACCGUGGGCAUGCUGCGAGAGUCAGGGCUGCUGUCUCACCUGCCUGCUGACAUGUCGCAGGACAUAGAGCAGCAGCUGGGAUCUCUCAUUCUCGCCACAGACAUCAGCCGACAGAACGAGUUCCUGUCGACCUUCAGAGAACAUCUGGACAACGAGGAUCUGGAUCUUCAGCUGGCUUCACACAGGCAUUUUAUGCUGCAGAUUGCUCUGAAGUGUGCAGACGUCUGCAACCCAUGUCGGGUUUGGGAGAUGAGCAAACAGUGGAGUGAGAGGGUGUGUGAGGAAUUCUACAGACAGGGUACUUUCCUGAGGAACUGAGGAACAAACAAAAACUGAAGAAUGAAGUUCCAAACAAUCCGGUGAGAUUCAGCGAACACAUUUACGCAAAAAAUGCACAUCUACAUUGGACACGCAACAUUUAAGAUCGCGUUUCAUAUUCUUUUGUGUUCAAUUUUUUAAGUUUUUUUUACAGAAACCGUACACAUUUAGGUCAGACCGACCACAGAUUAUUUUAAAGUGGAUUUUCAUGGGUUCACACUCCACUACAUUCCUGCAUCUGUGCGUCUCUGAGCAGCAGGUGGUUUCCAAGCAGCACUCGGUGUCAUGGAAUGACUAAAGUGCAGACGGCGAGGGGGGGAAAUAAAGGGUUAAUGUCUCAUGCAGCGUUUGUAACUUCUGACACCCACACAUUCACAAACACUCUGCAAACAAAUAUGUACACGAUCAAUACCCAAGAGCAAUAAACUCUCACUCUGUGUCUGUGUGUGAGUGUGUGUGUGUGUGUGUGUGAAAUGUUAAGAUCUCUUAUCUCAACCCCUAUCCAUCUUCUGUCUGACCUAAAGAUACACAACCCCCACCACACCUGUCAAAUUUCACCUGCUCAGUUUGUGUGUGUGUGUGUGUGUUGCCUCAUUAGGAUCAUUUUUUUUGGUACAAACACUUUUUCUAGACUAGAAGAACUCAUGGGGACCAACGCCUGCUCCCAAUGAGGCAGAACCUCAUUUCUGAAGCCAAGAUUAAGGUCGGAUUUGUUUUUUUCCUUUUCUUUUGAGGUUACAUAAUUGUUGGCUGCUUUUGUCAAUUUGCAUUCUGCAAACUUGUAAGACUGUGUGGGCAGAUGAGACGAGCAUGCUUUUAUCAGCUGAAAACGACAUGAUUUGUACGCCGUAUUGUGUCUUUUUUUUCCCCUCCAUGUUUUCUUCAGAUCGCUAUGUGAUCAGCUGCAGGCAGCUUCAGGGCCUUACUGUUCCUUAUCACACGCACACACAGCACUCUAAAGUGUUUUCACCAAAUAUACAGUAUCAGUAGCAUCCUACAUGGUUUCCUGUCUUCUUAACACACGUUGACCUUUGAGCUUUACACACAACGUUUGC
This is a messenger RNA of Solea senegalensis (Senegalese sole), 2775 nucleotides long. Its product is annotated as cAMP-specific 3',5'-cyclic phosphodiesterase 7B-like. Gene Ontology annotation, molecular function: 3',5'-cyclic-AMP phosphodiesterase activity. The transcript has 11 exons. The coding region runs from base 383 to 1720 and encodes 445 amino acids. NCBI's taxonomy places the organism in Eukaryota, Metazoa, Chordata, Actinopteri, Pleuronectiformes, Soleidae. The record is from RefSeq and is a predicted model, not a curated record.